GUCCACAGGUCGGGCCUGUUCUUCAGGAAAAGGAUCUGCAAGUGCCUUCAGCGCGUGCCGCUGUCGACUUGAAUGACUUGAGUUCUGUCAUCCAAUCCUUCUUUGUAGCCCUCAAUGGUGGGUCACAGGAAGCUGCGACCCAAGCCGAGCACCCACCAACAUCCCAGCCGACAAUGACUGUGCCUUCGUGGGCCUCUGUCCAUUCCGACGUACCCAAAAUCCCCAAACAAGCUGAAGGCCCAGUGGGGUGCACAUACGCUGUUCCUGCAACAGCCCAACUCCAUAACUCAGCCCCAAGCCCAGAAAGCGAAGAACAUCGUCGAUCGGAUGCUAGCGUGGAGGCCCGACACAUCAUGGAGGCGAUCAAACGUUCGUUGGAUCCCAAACACAAUGCGCGCCCAAUACACCCAACCGUUCACUUCGCCCAGAAGGGUAGCAUUGCGACUCAGAAUGGCGCUUCCGUGAGUGCACCAACCCCUGUUGUAUCGAUUGUGCCUACGCCCGCACGCCCUGUCACUACUGCCUCCGAACUUGCCCGAGCACGUCCAUCGGCCCGCUCACCGUCUCCUUCACUUCCAAAACCGCCGAUGGAAGCCAUCGAAGCUAUUGAGCAGGAUACCGCGCCUACGCGAUCCUUGGCCUACACUGCGAAUAACAUGCCUCUGCGCAUUUUCGAGCAUGCGUUGACGUCCCUCUUGACGCGACUGGAUGCUAUUGAAAGUGCUGGCUCGACGGAAGUCAGGGAUGCCAGAAAGGAUCUGGUGCAGAGGAUUGAGGGGGUUCUUAAUGAACUCGAGUCCAAGAAGUUGGGGGUUUGGCAGCAGCAAAAUAAGGAUGAGGAUGCAUCGGCCAAGGUGUACGAGCCUCAUUCUGAAGACGAUCCUGCAGACGAAGAGUCGAAGGACGACACGCCCACCGACGACAUCUCUUCGUCUCCAGAAGCUGUUGAUGCGGAGGUCGGAGAAGUUUCCGUCGUGCCAGUGUUGGCUCCUUGACUGUAGAAUUGAUGCCGUGGUCGGUGGGGAAUUCCCUCCGAAGGCGGAUGAUGUCGAGGACCCGGAGUUACCUUCUUAUCCACGUGUUCCGUCCUAUCCUCCUUUCUCCAAUAUCGAGGACGCAGUUUCGUCUCUGACGUCGUCGCCUGUGCAUUUGACUUCCGACCUCGAUUCGUCCGAUGAUGGAACGGCGGAGAGAGUGAGGUAGGCACUGAAAUAGACCGAGGAGUCAAAAUGAUCUGCACUCGAUUCUUGUGGAUUGUCACAAUUCU
This is a messenger RNA of Cantharellus anzutake, 1267 nucleotides long. RefSeq lists its product as uncharacterized. Bases 174 to 995 code for a protein of 273 amino acids. The record is from RefSeq and is a predicted model, not a curated record. Lineage: Eukaryota; Fungi; Basidiomycota; Agaricomycetes; Cantharellales; Hydnaceae. The transcript is spliced from 4 exons. Gene Ontology annotation, molecular function: protein-folding chaperone binding.